AUGUCAGAAAACACCGCCCCUGUAGCCGCCGUCGGCAGCGGUGGUGACAUUCCCGGCCAACCCUUCUACGACAAAACGCGGCAGCACCUCAAAGAACUACUGCACAAAAGGCGAGCCCUCGAACGCAGCCUCGCGCAACUAGAAGACAACAUAUUCAAGAAAGAAACAGAGUACCUGGAGGAAACGCCGAGCGGGAACAUCAUUACGGGAUUCGAGGCUUAUACGAAGGGUACGGGGACUGCGGGCGGCGGCGCCAGGAGAAGGGGAGGUGUGAGCGAGGGCAAUAGGGUCUUUAGCAGGAGCAGCGUUAGUUUUAAUGCUAAUGCGGAGAGUCCGAUGCCAUCGGCGCAAUCGACACCCGCGGCGACCAUGGCCCCGACGCCGCUAUCGAGCGGCUUUAUGAAGGGUGAGGGGGGCUCGAACCAUGCCACGCCUACGAGUUCGACUUCAGCGAAUAGGACAGGGGCAGGCUCGAAAAGGAAUAAGAAGACUGUGGGGGAGGAUAGUGAGACGGAUACCAAGGAGGUCAAGAAACCUAGGACGGGUUCGGCUGUUUCUAGGAAGGGAUGA
Amorphotheca resinae ATCC 22711 is the source of this 570-nucleotide messenger RNA. RefSeq lists its product as hypothetical. The record is from RefSeq and is a predicted model, not a curated record. Bases 1 to 570 code for a protein of 189 amino acids. NCBI's taxonomy places the organism in Eukaryota, Fungi, Ascomycota, Leotiomycetes, Helotiales, Amorphothecaceae. Gene Ontology annotation, cellular component: NuA4 histone acetyltransferase complex. The transcript is spliced from 2 exons.